AUGCGUUCGGGCGUCUUCUACGCCGCAAUUGCGGCCCUCCAGUCCCUAGCCAGCGCCGAUGCCGUCGUGGAAUCGCUUCAUGGCGUCCCCCAAGGCUGGAGGAAGCUGAAGGAUGCCGAGUCUGAUCGUGUGCUCAAGCUCAGAAUCGCGCUUGAGCAACCCAAUACGGCACUGUUCGAGCAGACUUUGUACGAGGUCUCCGACCCGGAGCACCCGCUCUACGGCAAGCACCUUAAGCGGGAUGAACUCAAGGAGAUGAUGAAGCCCCGCGCCGAGUCCACCGACGUGGUGCUCAGGUGGCUGCGGGAGGCUGGUGUCCCGAGCAACAUGAUUGAGGAUGCUGGUGACUGGAUCAACUUCAAGACCACUGUUGGUGUCGCCAAUGAUAUGCUCAAGACCACCUUUGGCGUGUACGAGCACGAGGAGACCGAGACCGUCAAGGUCCGCGCGACCAAGUACUCUGUGCCCGACGAGGUCAAGAGCCACAUCACUAUGGUUGCCCCCAUCACUCGCUUCGGCCAGCUUCGAGCCAUGCGCAGCCACAUUUUCGAGAUCAUCGACGUCGCUCAGGCCAAGGCCAAUAUUCAGGCUGUCGACGGUCCUGCCGCGGACUUCGACCUCUCCACUUGCAACGCCACCAUCACUCCGCAGUGCCUGCGAGCCCUUUACAAGAUUGGGGACUACACGGCCAAGCCAGUCGAAGGCUCCCAUAUGGGUGUCGCCGGCUACCUUGACCAGUAUGCCAAGUACGGCGACUUGGCGCUCUUCAAGCCGGCCUAUGCCCCCUACGCCUUGGACGCCACCUUCGAUGUCGUUUCCAUCAAUGGCGGAAAGAACAUUGAGAACUCGACCCUCGACAGCGGCGAGGCCAACCUGGACAUCCAGUACGCCCUGGCCAUCAACUACAAGCAGCCCACCACCUACUACACGACCGGUGGCCGAGGGCCUCUGGUCCCGGACCUUGAUCAGCCAGACCCGGACAACAGCUCCAACGAGCCCUACCUCGACUUCCUCGAGCACAUGCUCAGCCUCAAGGACGACGAGCUCCCCCAGACGCUCACGACGUCCUACGGCGAGGACGAGCAGUCCGUGCCCCGGCCCUACGUGGAGAAGGUCUGCCAGAUGUUCGGCCAGCUCGGCGCCCGUGGCGUCUCCAUCCUCUUCUCCUCGGGCGACACGGGCGUCGCGUCCGCCUGCCAGACCAACGACGGCAAGAACACCACCCGCUUCCUGCCCAUCUUCCCCGCCGCCUGCCCGCACGUGACCUCCGUCGGCGGCACCCGCUACGUCGAGCCCGAGUACGCCGUCAGCUUCUCCUCCGGCGGCUUCUCCGACGUCUUCCCGCGCCCCAGGUGGCAGGACGCCGCCGUGGGCAAGUACCUCGAGAAGCUCGGCGACCAGUGGAAGGGCCUGUACAACCCCAACGGCCGCGGCUUCCCCGACGUCGCCGCCCAGGGCGUCCGCUACCACGUCUUUGACCACGGCAGGGACGCGCUCAUCUCGGGCACGAGCGCCUCGGCGCCCAUGUUUGCCGCGCUCGUCUCGCUGCUCAACAACGCGAGGAUGGCGGAGGGCAAGCCGCCCCUGGGCUGGCUGAACCCGUGGCUGUACAAGGAGGGCUACAAGGGCCUGACCGAUAUCACCCACGGCGGUUCGACCGGUUGCACUGGUAGGGACAUCUAUAGCGGGCUGCCCACCCCCUUUGUGCCGUAUGCCUCGUGGAACGCCACCGAGGGCUGGGAUCCUGUCACCGGCCUCGGCACUCCUCUCUUCGACAAGCUUCUCGAGCUCAGCAAGUCGGCCAAGCCCUGCACCAAGAAGCGCUCCGUGGCUUCGAGGAAGUUCCAAGCCUAG
Molecule: messenger RNA, 1854 nt
Organism: Thyridium curvatum
Lineage: Eukaryota; Fungi; Ascomycota; Sordariomycetes; Thyridiales; Thyridiaceae
Exons: 2
Coding region: 1-1854 (617 amino acids)
Biological process (GO): proteolysis
Molecular function (GO): serine-type endopeptidase activity; tripeptidyl-peptidase activity
Source: RefSeq, a predicted model, not a curated record